GGGUGAAAUGCUAACUACAACAAACGUCAGCUUCGUUGUCAACUUCGCUUUUCACAGUAGCUAGCACCCUAUUUGAGCUUUGAUAAAUGUUUAGCACAUAGAGAACAGCACAGACGCAUUAUUAUUCUUACCAAAUCAAAAGCAAGAUGUCGGGGGAAAGUCAGCGCGACGAAUCUAUAGUUAUACGAAGUCUCAGACAGUUCCGAGAGAAGUACUUCAAUGCAAGGAAAAACGUCAAUGAUCAGGCGCAUGCAGCAGAAGUCACCAGUGAAGAGACACCGCCGGGCUUUUUGGACUGUUUACCCGUGGACCUACAGUUCCUGAUCAUGACCCUACUGUCUCCUGUGGACCUCUGUCGUCUGGGGGCCACUAGUAGCUACUGGGGGGCUAUGGUCAGAGAUCCCUUACUAUGGAGAUACUUUCUGGUCAGGGACAUGCCUAAAUGGCCCUCCAUCAACCAUGUGACCAUGCCCCGGUUAGAGGCCUUACACACUCCUCUGUGUGUGGGGGAGAUGGAGGAGCCAGGUCAUGACUUCAUGACAGAUUAUCUAAAGGGCUACCCAGCCUGCAGACAGCAAUGGUUUCCCCAGAGGCCGCCAUACAGCGUUGUGACCUCCUUCCUCCAGUCGCUGGUGCCCACCACCACUGAGCCGCGCUACGCCAUGUUUGGCCCCGGCAUGGAACAGCUGGAUGUCUCCAUGGUGACCACGCUCAUGAACACCCCAGACGUGCUCCCUGUAGCAGGGAUACCCCAGAGACAGAUCAACGGUAUUGGAUCUGGGAUUAGUUACGUGUACAAAAACCAGCACAAAUUCAACAUUCUGACUCUCUACUCAACCAACAGGGCCGAGAGGGAGAGAGCCCGCACGGAACAGCAGAGUGUCAGCAACAAACUCUUCAUCCAGGAGGGAACGGACCAAUCAGGACACCCACAUUUUAGCCCCACCCCUCAGGUCCAGGAAGUGUGUCAGGCGGUGGAUGGGUUCAUCUAUGUGGCCAACGCAGAGCCAGGAAGAGGUGAUGAGAGGGAGGUGGAGUGGGCUCAGAUCCAGGCGUUGGUGGACCCUGCCUUAGGCUCAUCCUCCAGACCCCUCCUGGUCCUGUCCUGUGUGUCCAGAGAGGAACCAGACCAGAUCAGAACCACCAGCUCCAAUAGUACUAGAACCCCCUGUGUGGAUAUGGCUCAGAGACUCUGCUUGCCCAUGCUGCCCAACCCCUGGAUGGUUCAGGACACAGUAGCAGAGUCUCUGUCUGGUGUCUUAGAUGGGAUCUCCUGGCUGCUGGGGUGUUCUGGUCUCAGGCUGUAACUAUCUGUCCAAGGCAAAACCUUCAGGACAGAAACAACACACUAAAUAACCGGCACAAAUGCUUCUGAAGGAAUGUUUUCCCUCUGAUGUGCUUUGUAUCAAUGAAUCACAUUAAAAAAAGUUAUUAUUGUGGAAAAACAGUAUUUUUUUUGCCAAUAGUGGGUUGUACACAUAUAAAACACAGGUUUUAACUCUAGCUAUGGUACUGUAAUUAAUAUUACGAAGAUGAAUGAAUAAUUUUGAUAUUACUACUACUGUGUACUUUAGAAUAAUAUUGAUGUGGCAAUAAAUUCUAUUUUUUGAUACCUUUUAUUUAGGGAAAUCAUGCAAUUAUUCGUCUAUUUCUUUCAUAUAAUUUAUGCAAUUCUAUACUCUGAAAUGUGCAUUGUUUUCUUUUCUUUAAUUGUUCAUAUUCAUAUUGUUAUUUACCCCUCUAUAAGUUGUUAUAAAGGAACUGAAAAUACAUGCAUGUGUAUGUACCUCA
Molecule: messenger RNA, 1791 nt
Organism: Salvelinus fontinalis (brook trout)
Lineage: Eukaryota; Metazoa; Chordata; Actinopteri; Salmoniformes; Salmonidae
Gene: fbxo4
Product: F-box protein 4
Exons: 7
Coding region: 147-1307 (386 amino acids)
Biological process (GO): SCF-dependent proteasomal ubiquitin-dependent protein catabolic process; protein polyubiquitination
Cellular component (GO): SCF ubiquitin ligase complex
Molecular function (GO): protein binding
Source: RefSeq, a predicted model, not a curated record